AUGGGUGCUGAAAUAGAUCUCUUUGAUGUCAUUACUGAUGUUGUUCCCCUCUCGAUCGUACCUGUCCAUGCAACUCCUAUGAGAAAGGAUAGAACUUCUUAUUCAACGAAAGGCAAGCCUUCUAAAGUAAGUACCUUUUCCUCUCCUUCCAUGACUUCUAGAAAUUCGAAUGCACCUGAACCCCCUACUAUAGUAAAGAAACCCCAGUCUAUGAUUAGUCUGUAUCUCGAUCCCAUCAGCAUUAAACCUAAUGUUGACAUGUCUAAAGAUUAUCCUGUUGUGACAAAUGUUAUGGAUGAUGUUAAAGCCUCUGAAACCAAUAAAAUACCUAGAUAUGUAACUACCUUGAGUAAAUCCAACAUGAUUGUUGCGGACAAACACAACAUAUAUAAUAAUAUUCGUGUGUUGAUCUCUCAAGUGUUGGGUAUUGGCCACAAGACUAAUGUCGUGCCAGAUGUAUCCACAUCCUUGGCCCAACCAGAUAACGAUAUUGAGAACCCCAUGGAUAAAUCUAAUGUGAAUGUACCUACUUUGUCUCCUAAACUAGCUUCUGGUAUAGUUAAAAGAUUGAAAAACAGAAAAGAUCAAGCUAUUGAAUCCUCCAUCACACCUUCAAAAUCUACCAGGAAAAGAGCUAGUGUUGGUCCUACGAAAAGAUGGAGCAAGGUGGUUACUCCCAUGUCUAAGAAGAAAUUCCUAAAGAGGAAGGAAGCUCCUUCUGAGUCUAGUGAAUUUGACCAUGAUGUCGAACACAAUGUUCAGGAGAUCAUCUCUAUUUCCAGAAAGAAACAGGGGAAAGAUGUUUUUGAAUGUAAAGAUGAGAUGAGUCUGAUUAAAGAGGUUGGAUUAAUGAAAAUUGUAACUGGUUUCGGCAAGUGCUAUGAAAUGCUUGUCAGAGAAUUUAUUGUGAACAUCUCCAAGGAAUGUGACAACAAGAGGAUCAAUGAGUUUAGAAAAGUGUAUGUCAGAGGAAGAUGUGUGUAUUUUUCUCCUGAAAUAACCAAUAGGUUCUUGGGAAGAAAUGAAGAAGAACAAGCUGAAAUAGAAGUAUCAGACAAUGUCAUAUGCAGAAAUAUUAUUGUUAAGCAAGUGAAGGAAUGGCCAAGGAAAGGGAAACUAUCUGCUAGUGCCUUGAGUGUCAAGUAUGAUGUUUUCCACAGAAUUGGAGCUGUUAAUUGGGUUCCAACCAAUCACAUUUCCAACAUUGCUACAGGUCUAGGAAAAAGCAAGAUUGAACUAUUGAUAAAGGCUUUGUCUAAAGAAGAAGGAGGUUUGAAAGGUGAUAGAACAUAUGAAGAAGAAGAAGAAAAUGAAGAUGCUACAAGAAAUGAUGAGGAUUGA
Molecule: messenger RNA, 1341 nt
Organism: Lathyrus oleraceus (garden pea)
Lineage: Eukaryota; Viridiplantae; Streptophyta; Magnoliopsida; Fabales; Fabaceae
Exons: 4
Coding region: 1-1341 (446 amino acids)
Source: RefSeq, a predicted model, not a curated record